Chiloscyllium plagiosum (whitespotted bambooshark) is the source of this 2264-nucleotide messenger RNA. RefSeq names its product SHC SH2-domain binding protein 1 (gene shcbp1). The record is from RefSeq and is a predicted model, not a curated record. NCBI's taxonomy places the organism in Eukaryota, Metazoa, Chordata, Chondrichthyes, Orectolobiformes, Hemiscylliidae. Gene Ontology annotation, biological process: fibroblast growth factor receptor signaling pathway.
GCAGUCGCCGCUCUUGCCGCCAGUCCGGCCAAUUAAGGCAAACAAGCGGCAGAAUUUGAAUUGGGAGCCCGUUGUAACGGCCGGAAGAGAGGCGGGGAUCGGGUCGCCAUCUGCAUCGGCCUCUCGGGGAGACAGACUCGACACACGGGAUGGUGGAGGCAGCAAUAAUGCCAGCGCUGACGGAUCCGAUGCUGCCCGGAGAAGAUCAAGUGGAAAUUAGAGGCAAUCAUGACAGUCCCAAAAAGGAAAAUCUGUUGCUUCCAAGUACAACGAAGUUUCCAGAAGUUAUUGAGACAACUCAGCUUACCUAUUAUGAGCGAUACAGGGCCUACCAGGAUUACAUCUUGGGUGAUACUAAACCAUCAGAAGUGAAAGAUUUCAUUGCAGAAUACUUGGAGAAGGUCCUCGAACCGUACGGAUGGCAAGCACUCUGGUCCAAUGAUAUGUUUGAGGUGCUUGUUGAGGUGACUGAUGUGGAGACUUCAAGCCACAAGGCUGUGGUAAAGUUAAGCGAGCCAUUCCUUUAUGAGUCUGAAACAUAUCCUCUUGAUGCAGAAGCAAUGGAAAGUUUUCUUGAGGCAAAAAAGCACUUGGUGCCAUUGCAAGAACUAUAUGUGGUGAACGAUGAGUCAGGAGAGUUUGACCAAACUGCUCUUGCCAUUGAACAUCUUCGAUUUUUCUUUCUUCACAUUUGGAGAAGAUGGGACGAAGAUGAUGAAGAUGAUUUUGAUUAUUUUGUCAGAUGUUGUGAACCAAGAUUAAAACUGUACUAUGAUAUUCUUGAAGAUCGUGUUCCUGCUGAUCUUGUUGCUGAAUAUAAUCGGCUGUUAACCCAAUGUGAGGAGACUUAUAAAGAAUUUGUAAAAGUGAGAGAGAAUAUAUCUAUUAGUGAUUCAGCGGCAGAAUCUGAACUGAAUAAUGUUUCCAUGGUGGAAGGAGUUAAACUUUGUGAACAAUUGGAGAAGCUUAAAUAUAAACUUCGAAUAAUGGAGGCCCCACUUUAUAGGUAUGUGCUAUGUCAGGAUGGCUAUGGAUUCCCAGCAAAGCAGGCUAAAGGACUUCGUCCUUCAGGUGAAAAUGUUAUUCAUGUAGUUUCAAAUUCUAUGACCAUCACUCUGCUACAAUCUCUGCUGAGGGAGAAACUAAACCCGGACUGUGUUACUCAGGAGCAUGUGCUCAAGUUUCACAGUGAUCCACUUCUAGCAGUAAAUGCCUGCUUUGAAAGAGAUGUUGUUGUUAUCUGUCCUGGCCAUUACUAUGUGAAUGGCUACUUCAGCAUUGCUGAUUCCAUUCAAGUUGAAGGGUAUGGGCUUCCUGAUGACAUUGUGCUGGAAAAGGAAGGUAAAGGAGAUGCCUUUGUUGCUUGCACUGCCAGUUGUUUAAAAAUAUCCAAUUUGAAAUUUAUUCAGCAUGGUGCUACAGAGGGUAUUCUAUGUAUUCGUAAGGGUCAGGCUAUUCUGGAGAAUUGUGUAUUCCAGUGUGACACUACAGGAGUUGUAUUGAGAACCACAGCAAAAUUACACAUGAAAAAUUGUGACCUGUAUGGAGCAAAGGGGGCAGGACUUGAAAUUUAUCCAAGCAGCACAUGUGAGUUGUUUGGAAAUGACAUACAUCACUGCAAGGAGGGAAUACGUAUUAAGAAUUUUAUGGAGGAACUUUAUGAUGUACCAAAAAUAACAAUGAUGAACAAUCUGAUUCAUAACAAUGAAGACUACGGUAUCACAAUGGCCAAAUUUGCCAUACACUUACCAAAAAAGAAAAUUUCCUCUGCAGUUGCAACACAAACAAGUGAUACAGAACAAAAACAGAAUCCACAGAACAACAUCGAUGAAAAUAAUUCAGAGUUAAAUUCUGACUCCUGUGAAAUGCAAAAUGUAUCACCUUUAUUAAUUGAGUGUAGUUCUAACAAAUGUGAACAAGCUGUGGCCUUGAAUCCUUCUGAUGCUGCUGAAUGUGAUGAAGUUAUAACAAAUGAACUAAUUUCUACUUCUGCGACAAAGAGGGAGCAAUCCAGAAGCAGAUUAAAUGAGACGCUAGAUGCUGGGGUGAUUGAUAUGAUGUCACAAGAAAUGUUUCUAUCCAUCGUCAGUAAUCAUUUUAAGAAAAACGGGAAAGGAAGCUUUGGAAUUGUGUACUCCUAAAUCCAAUGUAACAUAAACCCUGAUGUAUGAAAUACAUUUGUACAUAAUUUUUGAAGCAACUGUAUAACAACAUUUUUCAUCAGCUUAAAGUUGUGUAUGUAAAAUGGAAAAAUCACAAAGCUU